Messenger RNA from Musa acuminata AAA Group (dessert banana), 1595 nucleotides. Its product is annotated as bZIP transcription factor 11-like. The record is from RefSeq and is a predicted model, not a curated record. Gene Ontology annotation, cellular component: nucleus. Gene Ontology annotation, biological process: positive regulation of DNA-templated transcription. Gene Ontology annotation, molecular function: DNA-binding transcription factor activity; transcription cis-regulatory region binding. The coding region runs from base 921 to 1373 and encodes 150 amino acids. NCBI's taxonomy places the organism in Eukaryota, Viridiplantae, Streptophyta, Magnoliopsida, Zingiberales, Musaceae. The transcript has a single exon.
AUUGAAUCAGAUUGGAAGGACCACAUCUCUCAACGACUGCACACAAGAUUCCAAUUUCUCUCUCUUUCUUUUUCUUCUCUCUCUCUCUCUCUCUCUCUCUCCCACCAAGUUUUCUUAAUUGGAUUUUUGUCUAUAUAUGCUACCCUUCCCCUGAGUUCCAAUUCCCUUUCCCCCUCUCCUCCUUUUCCUUGCUUGGCGAUCUUGAGGUUCUGCUGCUCUGUUCUUCCGUGGCCCUGCCUUCUUAAAUUUCUCUUGGGUUCUCGAUCCAAAAUCGAAACCCCAAGAGCUGAAUACUUUGUUCUUGCUGCUGUUCCACUUGUGUUGGGCAAAAGUCGAGUCCUUUGCGUCCACUUUGACUAAUUUGCUGUCGUUUUGGGAUAUCUUCUGCUGCUAAUUUCAGGGGAGACUCUGCCAAAAUUCUCUUCAAAAUCUGGCCUUCGGUUGAUCCUCGGUGUAAAAAUACGACCUUGCUGCUGAAAUCUGCAGGGAUUCUUCUUCCCAGUUGCAAGCUCUGAUCUUUUUCUGUACUGAAUCCUCCUCCUCCUCCUCUCCUUUUGUUUUCUUCACAUGCAGCAUCUGUUUCUCUUGAUGUUUCUAAUUGAUGUCGCCUAUCCUAAGUGAGAUCCUUCUCUCUGGGUGUAUGAUAAACUCCACCAUUCGACACAGAACCCAUCUUGUUCAGUCCUUCUCCGUGGUCUUUCUGUACUGGUUCUACGUCUUCUCCGAGCGUGUUCUGAGAUCCGAGCACUCGGGCCCUGUCCAUUCUCUCAUAUAAGUACAAUCUUCUUUUGCUAGCGUUGAUCUUUCAGCAUAUCUCCACCCAAGAUCUUGUCUUGCCUGAAGCAGCAGCACUUAAAUCUAUAAAAAAAAGACUGCCGAGAAAGAUCUCAUUUUUACUGUAAAAGACGCAAAAAGCUUCCAUGGCUUCUCCCAGUGGGACUUCUUCUGGGUCCAGCCUGCUGCUCCCGACCUCGGGCUCCGAAGAGGAUCUGCAUGCACUGAUGAUGGACCAGAAGAAGCGAAAGCGGAUGAUAUCGAACCGUGAGUCCGCGAGGCGGUCGAGGAUGCGCAAGCAGAAGCAUUUGGAUGAUCUGACGGCGCAGGCGAAUCAGCUGAGGAAGGAGAACAGCCAGAUCCUGUCAUCCCUCACCCUCACCACGCAGCAGUGUUUCGCUGUGGAGGCCGACAACUCCGUUCUGCGCACCCAAACCAUGGAGCUCACCAACAGGCUGCAAUCCCUCGAUGAGAUCCUUCUCUUCUUGAACGGAAGCAACACCAUCGUCCGCAAUGGCUUCCUCAUCGGUCCAUGGAGCUCCACGUGCACGAACCAGCCCAUCAUGGCUUCAGCAGCAGACAACCUGCUUCAGCAUUGAUAGAUAAGAAGCCAUGGAUUGCUGUCAAAGGGCGGCUGGUAGCUCUGGUGUUGCUAGCUGUGCUUGUCAGUGAGGAGGACUUUUGUCUAUCUUGGUAUCUAUUGUACUUUUGUGUGUUUGGGUGGAAUGCGGGCAAGAUAUUUAAGCCCUUUGGAGCUUCAAAGUGCCCAAAGUAAUGUGACCUUUCGAGUGUCUUUUAACUAUUAAGACUCUUUAGUUUUA